Cylas formicarius (sweet potato weevil) is the source of this 2133-nucleotide messenger RNA. RefSeq names its product elongation of very long chain fatty acids protein 7-like. The coding region runs from base 236 to 1156 and encodes 306 amino acids. Gene Ontology annotation, biological process: very long-chain fatty acid biosynthetic process; fatty acid elongation, monounsaturated fatty acid; sphingolipid biosynthetic process. Gene Ontology annotation, molecular function: fatty acid elongase activity. The record is from RefSeq and is a predicted model, not a curated record. The transcript is spliced from 7 exons. Gene Ontology annotation, cellular component: endoplasmic reticulum membrane. NCBI's taxonomy places the organism in Eukaryota, Metazoa, Arthropoda, Insecta, Coleoptera, Brentidae.
UAGUGCUAGUCUUUUCUCGAUUCUUGAUCUGGUGGCAUGCGUUACGUUUACCAGCUCACCGAUACACAGAUUGAUUCACUUUCAACGCGCUGUCGUGGUAUUCUCGUUGAGUAACGGCUUGGUGAUUGUCUCGUUUUGGUUUUAGUUCGAAUUGUACAUUUUUUAUCUUCAGUUUUCUGCAUCGUUUCGGCUUGAACUUGUUGGAUUGUUGUCGUUGUGUUGAUAAACCGCGACAAUGACCACACUAAUCCGAAUGUACGACGACCUCAUGCUGAAGUAUCAAGAUCCUCGAACAAAAGACUGGCUGUUGGUAGGCAACUUAGGACAAUUAGUUUUAAUUUUGGGCUUCUACGUGUAUUUUUGUACAAAACUCGGACCGAGACUUAUGAAUAACAGGAAGCCUUUUCAACUUAAAAGGACGAUACGAUUCUACAACUUAGCUCAAAUUUGCAUAAGCGCUUAUUUGGUUCGAGAGGGCCUCAAAUGCGGUUGGGGUACGACCUACAGCUUUGCCUGUGAACCUGUAGAUUAUACAGACGCACCACAUGCAGUUAGGAUGAGGAGGGCGGUGUGGAUAUACUACAUGAACAAAUUGGUCGAACUGUUGGAUACGGUGUUCUUCAUAUUGAGGAAAAAGUACAACCAAGUGACCUAUCUGCAUUUGUAUCAUCACACGCUCAUGCCGGUAGCCGCUUAUGUGGGAGUUACUUUCUUACCUGGUGGCCAUGGGUCGCUGCUGGGUCUCAUCAACUCCUUCAUCCACGUGAUCAUGUAUACGUAUUACUUCCUUUCCUCGUUUGGACCGGAGGUGCGGAAAUAUCUGUGGUGGAAAAGACACGUCACGAAACUUCAGCUGGUACAAUUUGCAAUAGUCUUCGUUCACAACUUCCAAGUUCUGUUCAGAAAAUGCGACUAUCCGAAAGUGUUCAACGUGCUGCUCUCGAUUCAGGCCGGGUACUUCCUGUACCUAUUCGGUGCGUUCUACGUCACCGCAUACAUCAAGAACAAACCUCAAAAGACCGUAGUGGAGGCAGACGUUGUCACACCAAACGGGAAAAUGGACAACGGAGCCGUAAGGAAUGGCCACACCGACUCAAAAACGUCAAACGGCGUCGCCAACGGCAAACACCAUAACACGAAGUCCAAAAUGUAUUAAUAGUUUUAGGUUAGUCAGGAUUAAUGUAAAAAAUAUUUAUGCGGGGUGUCCGGAAAUGAUGGUCAAAAAAUUUAAUUGCUGAUUUUAUUCGAUCGAGUUUCUAUAGCAUUUUUUCGAGAACUCAAACAAAAAUGGUGAUGAAUUAAAAUCAAUAAGUAAGUUUUAAAACCUUACUGUUAUAAAACCUAUUUAAAUAUAUGAUGCAGGGUGAGAUUUUUUAUGUUUACUGCAGGGAUCUCCCACACUGUAGCAGAUAGGAAAAAGUUUAAACGGGCAAAAAAGUGAAAUUUUUUAAACUCCACUCAAAAUUAUUAUUAUUUUCACAAGAUUUGACAGUCAAUACAUAUUUCAAAUAAAUACAAGAGUUGUAGAAAAUUUUAUUUUUAAUAAAAUUAUACAAAAAUAUUUUUCCUCGCGCUUGUCAAGUUUGAUAGACAAAUGAAACUUUAGGUCUUUUUUAAUACAUAUCUUUAUUAAAUAGAGAUUUUUGUCACGAUUUGAAGGACAUAGCACAUGAUAGGGUUAUUUUGAAAAAUAAAGUUUUUAUGAGCGUUGAAGAUUUAUUUUCCUGAUUCGUAUUUAAGCUUAAUGUUGUUCAUCUAGUAUGGUGGCAAAAGAAAGAAUAGCUGUCGGUUAUCUUUGCCAACCGGCUGCAUGAUAAUAAGUGGGUUCAGAAUAUGCUCCUGGACGAUUAAGAUUUUCGAUUUAUAAUAAACAACAUUUAUGGUUAUAUACCACAAAUCAAGUUUUUGUUUGGUGUGGUGUUGUGCGAUUCUCCCGAUCUUAAGAUUUUAAUCUUUUUUUUUGUGGUUAGUAGAAGACAAGGUUUACAAAGAAACAAGAAAAAAAAUCAGGCUGCUGUAAAUGAGGUUUUUAAUAAUAUUGAUGGGCGAUCUUUAAAAAAGACAACUAAUUCAGUCACAAUAACGUAAGAAUUUUUAAAAAUCUUUUCUAAAAACUAAAUAAAUUAUCAAUUU